Molecule: messenger RNA, 4919 nt
Organism: Amphiprion ocellaris (clown anemonefish)
Lineage: Eukaryota; Metazoa; Chordata; Actinopteri; Pomacentridae
Product: cytochrome P450 2F2-like
Exons: 9
Coding region: 2724-3839 (371 amino acids)
Biological process (GO): xenobiotic metabolic process
Cellular component (GO): cytoplasm; intracellular membrane-bounded organelle
Molecular function (GO): iron ion binding; heme binding; oxidoreductase activity, acting on paired donors, with incorporation or reduction of molecular oxygen, reduced flavin or flavoprotein as one donor, and incorporation of one atom of oxygen
Source: RefSeq, a predicted model, not a curated record
GUAGAUUUAUACUGAAGACAUCAAAACUAUGAAAGAACACAUAUGGAAUUAUGGUGCAAACAAAAAAAGUGUUAAACAGAUCAGAAUAUGUUUUUUUAUUUUAGAUUCUUUAAAGUAGCCCCCUUUUGCUUUGAUGACAGCUUUCAUCACUCUUUGCAUUCUCUUAAUCAGCUUCAUGAGGUAGUCUGCUGGAAUGGUUUUGAAUUAACAGGUGUGCCUUACUAGGAUCAAUUUGUAGAAUUACUUGUCUUCUUAAUAUGUUUGAGACCAUCAGCUGUGUUGUGCAGAGGUAGGGUUAGUACACAGUGGAUAUCCCUAUUUGACUGCUGUUGUAAUCCAUAGUACGGCAAAAACCACUCAACUCAGUAAAGAGAAAUGACAAUAAAGCAUGGAGGAGGAGAUGUGUUGGUGUGGGGGUGCUUUGCUGGGGACACUGUUGGUGAUUUAAUCAAAAUUCAAGGCACACUUAACCAACAUGGCUACCACAGCAUUCUGCAGUGACAUGUCAUCCCAUCUGGUUUAUGCUUACUGGUACCAUCAUUUGUUUUUCAACAAGACAAUGACCCCAAACACACCUCCAGGAUGUGUAAGGGCUUUUUGACCAAGACGGAAAGGGAUGGAGUGCUGCGUCAGAUGACCUGGCCUCCACAAUCACCCUACUCAAAUCCAGUUGAGAUGGUCUAAGAUGAGUCAGCCAACAACAUUUUAACACUUUUCCAUAUGAGUUCAUGGUGUGCUUUGAUGUCUUCAGUAUUAAUCUACAAUGUAGAAAAUAAUGAAAUAAGUGGAGCUAUUUUUAGGAUAUUUGGUUGACUGACAUGGACCAAGUGUCCCAAAUAAAUGUAAUUUGGUGAAAUGUAACUUCUGCGGGUGUUUUAAAGGCAUGUUGUCACCAAAGUUAUCACUAGAUCACUUAGCCAGUCGCUAAAUUAUUCACUCAGAUCAAUCACUUAUCAGAGUCACUGAAAUUGUUUAAACAGAGAGAUGAGUCGGAUUUUGAUCCUUGCACUAUUCACUGUGGCGUCCCAUUCCAUUGGGAGUAUGAACCCAAAGCUUAAAAUCAUAUUUCAUCAAAAUCUCCUUAUUCUACAUGUCCCAUCAAAAAUUCACCCAAAAUAAAGCCCAACCCAAAAUCUGUAAAAAACAAAAAAGUACAACUGGAAAGCUACGAGCGACUGAGCUGCAUCCAACAGCCAUGUGACAAAAAUUCAGAGACUGUGGUUGAUAUGAAUACAAAUACUAAAAUAGUAUGUAGUAGUAUCGUAUGUACAGUCACCACUUUUUCAGUUUUCAGUUUUAAAAGCUUUGGCGGACUCCAUCUGCACAGCCAUACAGCACAGCAAGAACCAGGAAGCCCCCAAACAGUCAAUCACUUUCAUUAGCGCAGGGCAGAAGGCACAAGUCCAUCAACCCAGCUCUACAGGGGGGCUCCUCAUCACCGCUCGUGACUGGCAGCUUCAAGUCCCACGAGCGUAAGAGGCCCACGAGCAGAAGAGAGCUAAGGACACAGAGCUCAGCACAGGGUGCCAUAAAGUGCUGGAAAGCCCACUGUGAGCCAGUCGAGGUCCGGUGCCGAGGCUUCGCUGGCCACUCACUUCUGCGAACCUUCAAACCUUUGGAGUUAAAAGACUGCAAUUGAAGAGAGCCAUCAGGAACAUCUUAGAGGCAGCAGAGAGGGCCUCAUGGUGGCUGUGGAUCCAUAGGGGGGAAUCCGUGGAGCAGCUUGCCACUUGGACACAAGCCAGGGACUGAUCACCACCGGCUGAGUCGCCCGGGCAAGGGUGUAUGAAGAUUAAAGACCCGAAACACUCUAUGAUCCCGGGUUCAUCACUUAUGACCUGUGAGUCGCACCAGUAGAUAUAUCCAAACUCUUUCAGCAUUAGUGACACUUAUGGGAAUUUAGGAAAAUGUAAAACAUUAUACUGCACAGAAAUUCUGCACAGUUCCUGUUACUCAUCUGUGCUGUUUCCAUAGAGGCGCACACCUUCAUACUGCAGCUAAAAAUGAAUCCACAGAAUGUGACAGGAGCAAAAAUGACCAGAAGUUGCAUUGACUUCAGAUGAUUAAUAAGAAUUGCUGUAGUGUGAAAAAUAGAAUUGGGUUUAGAUUCAAAUCAUCAAGGCAUGUAAAUCAAAAUGUCUAAAAUGCAGCAGUGUUGCUUGAAGGUCUUGCAUUGAAGUUGAAGAUUUAAUUUCCUUAAAAGACCACGAUGACGCAGACGUCCGUUGCACAAUGCAAUGGCCAAAGAAUAAAGUUACCGUCAGCAUUUACAUCAGAUCAGUAUAAUUGGUGGAGAUGGUUCAAACUACCAUUCAGUUGGCUUUGUUUCUGUUUGAUCAGUAAGUCACAAAACAUGCCUUCUUAUAAAUACAACAGGGUGUUUUACUCUGCCUUUAUGAUAGCACUGAUGUCAGGAUGACAAUUUGAAAUCGGGAGUCUGUUGCCUGUUUCUUGCUUUGGACAGUAGCCAGGCUGUUGCCAACAGUUUUCAGUGAUGAUGGAUGACUGUAACAAACCAACUGGUGCGUCAGAUUAUCUGACAAUAUCUCACCAGCAACAACUCACUUCCUCUGAUGUUAUCACUUACCUAAACACAGAGAAAAAUAGCCAGAAGAGGCAGGGCUAAGAACAAAGGUACCCUUUAAAAGCAGGUUAAUCAUUCACUCUCAUUAGUUCAGUCCAAUCCAUGCUGCCAUGUUUCUUUCACUUGUCCUGCUGGGGCUAUGCAUUUGCUUCAUCAUCCUUCAACUGAGGCCCAGGAGGCCCAAGAACUUUCCACCAGGACCCCCUGUCCUGCCCAUCCUGGGGAACAUUUUGCACCUAAACCUACAGAACCCCUUGGAGGACUUGGAGAAAGCAAAACUCUUUGUCCUCAAGUUAUGUUUCAUAAUGCGGCCUUCAACAUCAUCUGCCAAGUUCUUUUCGGUACACGCUAUGAGUAUGAUGAUGAGUUCAUCACAACAAUUAUCCAGUGUGUCACAGAGGUUGCCAAGAUCGCCAAUGGACCAUGGGCGAUGCUGUAUGACACUCUUCCCUUUAUUCGUAAGCUGCCACUGCCCUUCAACAAGGCCUUCAAGAAUGUCAAGCGUUCUUCUGAACUUGUACUUCGUUUGUUGAACGAGCACAAGAAGACCAGAGUCCCUGGAGAGCCUCGAGACUUUCUUGGCUGCUACCUGGAUGAAAUGGAAAAGAAAGCAGAGGAUUCUUCAUUUUCAGAGGACAAACUCAUAUUUACUGCUCUAGAUCUUCUGUUUGCUGGGACUGACACGACUUCCAACACCCUGCUAACUGCCUUUCUUUACCUUAUGAAUCACCCACACAUACAAGAACAAUGUCAGCAGGAAAUAGACCGGGUGUUGGAAGGGAAGGAUCAGGCCUGUUUUGAUGACAGACACCAGAUGCCCUACAUGCAGGCUGUGAUCCAUGAGUCGCAGAGGAUUGCCAACACUGUUCCACUCAGUGUCUUUCAUUCUACGACUAAAGACUCAGAACUCAUGGGAUAUUCCAUUCCAAAGGGUAUGAUGAUCAUCCAGAACUUGAGCUCAGUGCUGAAUGAGGAGGGUCAGUGGAAAUACCCUCAUGAAUUCAACCCUGAAAACUUCCUCAAUGACCAGGGAGAGUUUGUCAAACCAGAUGCCUUCAUGCCUUUCUCUGCAGGUCCUCGGAUGUGUCUUGGAGAGGGUCUGGCUCGUAUGGAGCUCUUCCUCAUCAUGGUGACUCUGUUGAGAAAGUUUAAGUUCAUCUGGCCUGAGGAUGCAGGAAAACCUGACUAUACUCCCAUCUUUGGGGGCACUGUAACUCCCAAACCUUAUCCCAUGAAGGUCCAACACAGGCUUUAAAUCGCACUAAAUUGAGUGACAGGUGCAAUAAAAAAAGUUUCAUUGAUGAAUAAACUUUGUUUUUGUUGGGAAAACAUCAAGCUCAACAUCAAACACUGAAUAAAACACAUAUAGAAUACACAAAUACACUUACUUGUUGUAUUGUCAAUUAAAACCAUACAAACCUUGUUGAUUAGCAUGAUUCAAAUAUUAAAUUAAGUGUUGAAUAUUUUCAUUUGGGGACAUUUUGUCGAAUGACUGUGUAUCAAAUAAGAAAAAUACUCUUAUCAUUAUACCUGACAAAUCAGGCCUGUCACUUUUUGCUUCUGGCUUUUGGUUUCACUUUCUUCUAAAUUGCUCUAUGCAUGACCAUGCAACUUAGGUCGUCAUAGAAAUAGUGCAGAUUGACUCAGAUGAACACAAACUGAGAGUUUAUCAGUAAUUUGAUGAUAAUAAUGGAAAGUUUUUUUGUGCUGCCCUUAAAAGCAGUUAAGAGUAAAUCUAGUGAAUUAUGACCUAAGUUAGGUGGUUAAAUAAUAUGUCAAGCCAUCAGUCUGUGCCACUCUUUUGUACAAAUAUAGAUUUAGUCUUCAUGGUCAAAUAUAGUAUGGUCCUUAUUUUAGACCAUUUCAUUUCUCCUCAUUUUUAAAGCCUUUUCUCUGAUAUGUGGGAAAUAGACAAUGCAUAAAAUCUGCAUUUGUGUAUCAUUUCUAUCAGUCAUAUCUAAGUUUCUGACCUGUGAGAGUCAUCUUCUUUGACAAUUAGGAGUUUUCAAACUGUCUUUUAUCAUACAUCAUAGCUUUCAUUCCUGGUGUUAUUUGUUUUUAUCCAUCAAAGUUUUUUUUUUCUUUAUUUAAUGGCAGGAAAAUAUUCGUCACUACAAGCUCCUGCAGGUUGAAUGGGGCUAACAGAACACUUAGAGCUAACUAUUCCAUGAAAAACUCUCUGUAAAUGAAGUGAAAACACUUGGUAGACUAAUAACAUUAAGGCUAUACAACUUAGUAAGCAACUUUCUUUGUAGAGGACAGUGUUGCAAUCAAUGAAAACCAUGCAAAUUUUGUCAUUUUUGCACAAAUAAAGAGAAUAAAGGUACAAACACGA